CUGGCGCGCAGGGGAGCAGCGCGCAGAACCGCGUCUCCGCGUCCCGGGCGGCUGCAGGGGGCGGGAGCAGCCGGCGGCCGCGUCCCCUUCCGAGAGCGACUUUCAAACUCGCGCCCGCCUCACAGCGCCACCUGGGCAGCCCCGUGCGCCGUGCGCGUCCGGAGCCUCGGAGCGGCGAUCGCGCGAAUCUCCCCGAGGUAUCCUCCCCAGGCAGCGAUGCCAGGAUGCCCAUCUCUGCCACCCUCCAUCGAAACGGCAGCGAGGAGCGGCCAGCAAGCCUGACAUCCACCACCUCUUCCUCCGGCUCCUCCCAUGACAGUCGAAGUGCCAUGGAAGAGCCUGCUGGCCCCGAGGCUGCACCCCAGAACGGGCAUGGCCCCAAUAGCAACAAUAACUCCAGUGGCUGGCUGCAUGCAAAGGGACCCGUGUCCCCACUCAGUGGCCGGGCGAUGGGGACCUCGAACCACAAGCUCAGCUAUCUAGGCCGAGUGGUGCGGGAGAUCGUGGAGACGGAGCGUAUGUAUGUGCAGGACCUUCGCAGCAUCGUGGAGGAUUACCUCUUGAAGAUCAUCGAAACACCCGGGCUACUGAAGGCGGAACAGGUCAGCGCACUCUUUGGGAACAUAGAGAGCAUCUAUGCACUGAACAGCCAGCUGCUGAGAGACCUGGACAGUUGCAACAGUGACCCAGUGGCUGUGGCCAGCUGCUUUGUGGAAAGGAGCCAAGAGUUCGACAUCUACACCCAGUAUUGCAACAACUACCCCAACUCGGUGGCUGUGCUGACCGAAUGCAUGAGGGACAAGCAGCAGGCCAAGUUCUUCCGGGAGCGGCAAGAGCUGCUGCAGCACUCGCUGCCCUUGGGCUCCUACCUGCUGAAGCCCGUCCAGCGCAUCCUCAAGUACCACCUGCUGCUUCAGGAAAUUGCCAAACACUUUGAUAAAGAAGAAGAUGGCUUUGAGGUAGUGGAAGAGGCCAUUGACACCAUGACCUGUGUGGCCUGGUACAUCAAUGAUAUGAAGAGGAGACACGAGCAUGCCGUCCGGCUCCAGGAGAUUCAGUCUCUGCUCAUCAACUGGAAGGGCCCAGACCUAACCAUCUAUGGGGAGCUUGUCCUGGAGGGCACCUUCCGUGUGCACCGGGUGCGCAACGAGAGGACUUUCUUCCUCUUCGACAAAGCACUGCUCAUCACCAAGAAGCGGGGAGAUCACUUUGUCUACAAGGGUCACAUCCCGUGCUCUUCCCUGAUGCUGAUUGAGAGUACCAGAGACUCCCUGUGCUUCACUGUCACUCACUACAAGCACAGCAAGCAGCAGUACAACAUCCAGGCCAAGACGGCAGAGGAGAAGCGGAGCUGGACGCACCACAUCAAGAGGCUCAUCCUGGAGAACCACCAUGCCACCAUUCCCCAGAAGGCCAAGGAAGCAAUCUUGGAAAUGGACUCCUAUUAUCCCAGUCGGUACCGCCGCAGCCCAGAGCGGCUGAAAAAGGCGUGGUCAUCCCAGGAUGAGGUGUCUACUCAGGCGCGCCAGGGCCGCCGGCAGUCUGAGCCGACCAGACACCUGCUCAGGCAACUCAGCGACAAAGUGGUGGUGUCAGCAGCCAGAAUAGCAGGAAUGAAGCAUGCGGGCAGUGCUGGCGCCCUCCUGGACUUCGAGCGGCCACCCCAGAGCCGGGGCCUGCAGCCCGAGGCCGAGGGAGCUGCUGGAGAGGAGGAGGAAGAAGAGGAAGAAGAGGAGGAGGUGGUAGAGGAAGAGGAGGAAGAGGAGGAGGAGGAGGAGGAGGAGCAGGCCUUUCCGGUCUCUUUGGAGGACCUGGCUGGGAAUGGAGGCAGCAAAAAGGGGGCCAGGACAGAGCCCCCAGGCUCGGAGGAGGAGGAGGAGGAGGAGGUGGUGGAGGAGAGUCUGGCCGUGGCAGAGCAGGUAGCUGACUUUGCCAGCUCCCUGCUGGCCGCCCUCCACUGCUGGCACUAUCGGGCCAACGCUUUACUUUUCUCCCGGGGUGCUAUGGGGAAGAGACGCAGCAAGUCUGAAGGCCCCAAGAACUGCAGAAGGACCAGUGACCGACGGUCUCCAACCAGUGCUGGAAAACGCGUGAGCUUUGAGUCCGUCUCCUCCCUCCCAGAGGUUGAAGCAGGUCCUGGUCCUGGGGCCGAUCAGGAUGUCUUUGCUGUCAUGGAAGGUCCUGGUUCCGAGGAGAUGCCUUCAGACACAGAGCCACCUGAAGUCCCGGAAAUAGAACUUGAGACUCACCAGGAGCUGCUGGGGAUGGACCAACUGGUGGACAUGGUGGACUUUGUGGUGGCCGAGAGCACUGAGGACCUUAAGGCCCUGAGCAGUGAGGAGGAGGAGGAGGAGGAGGUGGGGGCAGCCCAGGAGCCCGAGAGCCUCUUACCACCCUCUGUGCUAGACCAGGCCAGUGUCAUUGCUGAUCGGUUCGUCAGCAGCUUCUCUCGGCGCAGCAGCGUAACCCCGGAGGAUGGCAAUGGCAAGUCCGGUGGCUUUGGGACACCACGGCUGGUCAGCCGGAGCAGCAGCGUGCUCAGCCUGGAGGGCAAUGAGAAGGGCCUGGCCCGGUGGGGCAGUGCAACAGACUCCCUGGGCUCCCAGUCUCCCCCAGAAGUGGGCAAUAGCAUGGGGGUUGCCACACAGAGUGGCCUUUCUGUCACCGAGACAGAGUCCCCAAAGGCAGGCUGCCCAGUGGAGCCUGACAGAUCUUCCUGCAAGAAGGAGUCGGCACUCUCCACCCGAGAUCGGCUUUUGCUGGAUAAAAUUAAGAGCUACUAUGAGAACGCAGAGCAUCACGACGCGGGCUUCAGUGUCCGGCGCCGGGAGAGUCUCUCCUAUAUCCCCAAAGGACUGGUGCGGAACUCCGUCUCCAGGAUCAAUAGCCUUCCGGGGCCAGACCUGAAGCCAGCAGCUCCAGCAGGGUCCAAGAGACAGAGAGGCUCCCGAGUGGCAUCAUGGGCCUUGUUUGACCUCCCAGGGCUCAAACAGGUGGGCACAGAAGACCCAGCUCCUGUCACAGACACUGAGUUCCGCCCGUUGUCAGAAGUUGUGAAGAUAUGGGAGACAAUGGAGUCUGCUGAGCGAAGCCCCCGGCCAGGGCCAGGCCAGGCUCAGGCCAAUGGCUUUGACCUCCAGGAGCCGCUCUUCAUCCUGGAGGAACAUGAGCUGGGGGCCAUCACGGAGGAGUCAGCCACUGCCUCGCCAGAAAGUGUCUCGCCCACCGAGCAGCCCAGCCAAGCCCACCUGGCCCGGGAGCUGAAGGAGCUGGUGAAGGAGCUGAGCAGUGGGGUUCCGGGGGAGCUGGUUACCCCGCUGCACCCACGCAUUGUGCAGCUGUCCCACAUGAUGGAUGGCCACAUGAGCGAGCGUGUCAAAAACAAGGUCUACCAGCUGGCCCGCCAGUACAGCCUCCGGAUCAAGAGCAUCAAGUCAGUGGCGGCCAGACCAUCGCCGCAGUGGGAGAACGUGGCUCCAGACCUGGACAGGAAGAGCUCCCCUGUCCCCUGCCUGCAGCUGGAGGCUCCAGAGCUGUGUGGUGGCAAAGGCCAGAGGAAGCCCGUGCUGUCCCUUUUCAGCUGUGAGCAGCUGGCAGCCCAGGACCCCAGCCCUCCCAAGCCCUCCUCUGCUGGGGAGACGUCGCCACGGCGCUUCUCCGUCAGCACCUCUGCGGCCAGUGCGAGGACCCUCUCACCAGGGGCCCGGCUUUCCACACGGAGCCCCCUGAGCCCCUUUGACACCGAGACCUUCCACUGGCCCGACGUCCGAGAGCUGUGCUCCAAGUAUGCCCAUGAAGGGGCUGUCCAGACAGAGGGCAGCCGGCCCAGGGCCCCGCCGGUCAGCCGGAGCCGCUCAGUGCCCGAGAGCAUGGUGGAGCCUCCGGUGGUGGGCAGGGUGGGCCGCUGCAGCAGCCUGCGCACCAGGAGGGGUGCAGGAGGAGGGGAGGAUGCCCAGCUUCUGCCUCCUGGGCUGAACGGAGACGAGACCCUGUGUGUCACUGCAGACCUCACCCUGGACAACCAGCAGCGGGUGAUUGUCCUGGAGAAGCGGCCCCUUCCCAGCCCCACUGUGGGGCCCGAGGAGGAGGGUGGUGUGCAGGGACCAGCUUCCCCAGAGGCUGAGGAGGGACGGGGCCCAGACUCAUCAGCACAUUGGCUGAAGGAAAGAGGACCCAGGGACCCAGCGGACCCAAACAAGCAGGGCCGAGUGAAAAACCUGAGAGAAAAAUUCCAGGCUUUGAACUCUGUGGGUUGACUGAGUCCUGUGGGAGGGAGGAGCCAUGUUGGGAUGGAGAAGAACCUGCGUGUCCAUGAAGCCUGGCCCUUGCCAUGGAAGAAGGCUCUGGUGUGAGGUGGGGCUGGUGGCCCUGGGGCUUGUGAUAACUUUGAUCUGGCUCUCCCAGAUGAGCUGUUCUUCCCCUCUGAGGCUUGUGUGGCCACCUCCCUUGUAAAUAGUCCUCCCCUGGAGAGAAGCCACAUAUUUAAGCUCCCCUCUGCCCAGGGAGAGAAAGCAUCGCUCAGGCCUCUGGCCUUGGCUGGUCAUUUCCAGCCUGAGGACCUGGAGAAGGCCCCAGAAGUGGCUCAGGCAGUCUGUACUCUUAACUGUAUCUUUUCUUAGGACUUGGGGCAGAAACCAGACCAAUAAUUUAUUGCUUUUCAUUCUGUGGUGUGUGUGCGUGCGUGAGGGAGUGUGUGUCCUGUUGUGUAUUCCCCUCCUGUGAAGAAUGUGACAGAUUUAGUGCAGGUACUUGGAGGGUCGUUGUGGGUCCUGCUGUUGUUGCCAAUGUACACGUUUCAUUGUUUGCCAAUGGCACAAUAACCACUGCUGACCAACUGA
Messenger RNA from Octodon degus (degu), 4838 nucleotides. It is a transcript of the gene Plekhg3, whose product is annotated as pleckstrin homology and RhoGEF domain containing G3. The coding region runs from base 225 to 4256 and encodes 1343 amino acids. Gene Ontology annotation, molecular function: guanyl-nucleotide exchange factor activity. The transcript has 18 exons. The record is from RefSeq and is a predicted model, not a curated record. NCBI's taxonomy places the organism in Eukaryota, Metazoa, Chordata, Mammalia, Rodentia, Octodontidae.